Messenger RNA from Cydia splendana, 1026 nucleotides. RefSeq lists its product as uncharacterized. The record is from RefSeq and is a predicted model, not a curated record. Bases 1 to 1026 code for a protein of 341 amino acids. The transcript has a single exon. NCBI's taxonomy places the organism in Eukaryota, Metazoa, Arthropoda, Insecta, Lepidoptera, Tortricidae.
AUGGUACCCGAACAGAAGUAUUUGUGGAAAUGUUUCGGAUGCAAAAGUGCCGAACCGAGGUCAGACAAUACAAAUACACCAGUGCGCGGCGUCGACGAAAACGUAAACAUGCAUCGCGGGGGCCUGCGGCCCCGUGGGGCAGUAACGACCCAUGAACUUAACAACUCCGUGAUGGAUGUAUCUUACACCGACAACCAACAAGUACAUGAUGCCACUGCCUAUGAUUUCUCACUCGACACAUCUGGCGUUAACGAUCUGCAGAGACUGGUAUCGGAAUUUAGACUUUUCCGCGAGGAAAUGCGGGCCAUGAGCCAACUUAUCCAGGCCCUGCGGGCUAGUAUGACAAACUUAACUUCAAAAAUUGAUGGUUGUGAUAAGCGCAUUGAUAGUCUGUGUGCCCGCGUGGAAGCCUUAGAAGGAAAGGCCCCCAAUGUAGUCGAAUGUAAUAACACCGAAUCAACGCUUUUGGAAACGGUCACCCAGUUAAAAAUGGAACUGAAUGACCGGGACCAGGAUCUGCUGCUCAACGACAUUGAGAUUUCUAGCGUACCGGAGGAGAACGGGGAAAAUACUAUACACAUAGUAACUACCUUAGGGCAGAAGCUUGGAGUCACGCUGUCUGAGCAUGAUAUCGUCGAUGCAACUCGCGUGGGUCGAGCUUCGCAGGUGAGCGAGGGUGCCCAGGGCCCGCCGUCCCGCCCGCGGCUGCUGGUGGUGCGGCUGGCACGCCGCGCCGUGCGAGACCGGCUGCUGCAGGCGGCACGAGUACGUCGCGGAGCUACCACGGAAGGUACCGACCUGCCUGGGCCUAACAGCCGCUUUUACAUCAACGAGCGGCUCACCGUUGUCAAUCGUCGUCUAUUUCAGAAAACGAGGCAGCUCAAGGAGCAGCUUGGCUGGCGAUAUGCAUGGACCCGCGACGGAAAGAUCUACGUGCGCCAACGUCCUGGCUCGCAGUCUCCACGACAUCGUAUACGAUCGGAACAGGAUUUAGAGCGUGUUUUUGGUACUCAUGUUGUUUGCUAA